Molecule: messenger RNA, 1618 nt
Organism: Meleagris gallopavo (turkey)
Lineage: Eukaryota; Metazoa; Chordata; Aves; Galliformes; Phasianidae
Source: RefSeq, a predicted model, not a curated record
ACCGGUGACGUCGCGAGCGGGCUGCCCGCCGAUUGGCUGUGGCGGCUCCGGCGCGGAGGUCGUAAGGCCCGGUGAGGGGACGUACUGAGGUGACUUCGGGUUGGGCUCCGCCGCUGCCCGUAGCCGGCGUCCGCCGCGCUAAGUGGUUCGGAGACCUUCCGGGCUGAGGUCGAAGUAGCUACAGAUAAUUUCAGCGAUCUUAAACUCUCGUCAGAAUGCCGCGUUGAAUAGCUGCCGUCUAGCAAUAGCGCUCGUCUUUCCCUCCGCGCUCCGCUUGCCGCCAGGCCCCAUGGCAGCCGCCGCGCCCCAUAGUGCCGUAUCAGGACAUGGACUGGGACCAGUUUGACCUGAACCCGAAGGUGAUUGCUGCCCUUAAGAAAGCUGACAUAAAAUCAAUAAAAGAGGUGUUAAAUCUUUCUGGAGCAGACUUGCAAAGGUUGAUGAAGCUGUCCAGUGCAGAUGUGGAGUGUUUGCUGAAAACGGUCUCUCGCACUCUGAGGAAAAACUGUAUGCUUACAGCACUUCAGCUCUACCAAGAUAAGGAUUGUUUGUCCUCCCAGUGCCAGAAGCUAAGCCUGGGAUGUUCGGUGCUUGAUGACUUGUUGAAAGGUGGCAUUCCUUUAGUGGGAAUCACAGAACUUGCUGGGGAAAGUUCUGCUGGGAAGACUCAGAUUGGUUUGCAGCUGUGUCUUUGUGUGCAGUAUCCUUACAGAUACGGUGGAUUAGAGUCGGGAGCUGUCUACAUUUGUACAGAAGAUGCAUUCCCAAGUAAACGUUUGCAACAGCUGAUAGCUCAACAGCAUAAACUGCGUGCAGAUGUGCCACCUGAAAUCAUACAAAAGAUCAGGUUUGGGAACAGUAUCUUUGUUGAGCAUGCAGCAGACCUGGACACCUUCCACAACUGCAUUACGAAGAGGCUCUCCCUGCUGCUCACGAGAGGCACGGUGCGCUUGGUGGUCAUCGAUUCCAUUGCUGCUUUGUUUCGAUGUGAAUUUGGAGCUUCAGAUUCUGUUCUGAAGGCUCGCUACUUGCAGACAUUUGGAGCACAGCUCCAUGGCUUAAGCACCAGAUUCAGGACUCCAAUAAUGUGCAUUAAUCAGGUGACCGAUGCUGUGAGUGAGUCAGAAGCUGUGCAGUGUGGCUACAGUACUGCUGACAGCAGAGUCUUUCCAGCACUCGGAAUAACCUGGGCAAAUCAGCUGCUAAUGAGACUGAUGGUCAGCAGAGUGCCACAACCUGAACCAACACCUGGAGCUGUGUCACACCACCCUGCAAGCGUGAGGACUUUAAGAGUAGUGUUUGCUCCUCAUCUACCUCCAUCCUUCUGCUGCUAUACAGUAAGAUUGGAAGGUGUGAAAGGAAUGAAGGUGAAGAACAGCCAGAUGAACUUGUUCGUCCACGCUUUCCAAAGGCCUUAAAACUUACUGUGUUUGGUGGGUGUGUGCUGUGGUCAGUGGGUGACGCUCACUUGUAUCAUAUAGUGUUAAGAUUUCACACAUUUCCCUUUCCCUCUCCCAUCUCACCCCUUCUCCCCAGGUUACCCAAUCUGCAUUUAUAAGUGACCACAAUAAUUUUUUAAAUUGUUUUUUAAAAUAAAACCCAACGAUGAAGCUUUUAA